AUGCCUUUAUGUUGGGGUGAGGUUGGUGAAAGGAAAAUGUUGGGCCCUGAACUUGUUCAAGAGACUAAGGAUAAGGUGAGAUUGAUUAGAGAAAGACUUAAGGCAGCCUCUGAUAGACAGAAGUCCUAUGCAGACUUAAAGAGGCGAGAGAUCAAGUACCAAGUGGGAGAUAAGGUGUUUUUGAAAGUCUCUCCAUGGAAGAAAAUUGUAAGAUUUGGGCGCAAGGGCAAAUUGAGUCCCAGAUUCAUUGGACCUUAUGAGCUGAUUGAUAGGGUGGGACCAGUAGCAUAUAGACUAGCAUUAACUCUAGAGUUGGAGAAAAUCCAUAAUAUUUUUCAUGCCUACAUGUUGAGGAGGUACAGAUUGGAUCCCUCACACAUUUUACCAGUAGAAGAAAUUGAGAUGAACCCGGAUUUAACCUAUGAUGAAGAACCCAUGAGGAUUUUGGCCCAUGAAGUGAGAUAG
Molecule: messenger RNA, 465 nt
Organism: Hevea brasiliensis (rubber tree)
Lineage: Eukaryota; Viridiplantae; Streptophyta; Magnoliopsida; Malpighiales; Euphorbiaceae
Exons: 1
Coding region: 1-465 (154 amino acids)
Source: RefSeq, a predicted model, not a curated record